AUGAUGAUGGGGAGGGGGAGGGGGGAAACAGUUCUUAAGGAGCUUGGGAAACGGCCGGAUCAAGACAUUCCCGCUGUCAUCAUGGAUCUCAAAGUUGCUUUUCUCGCAGCCUGCUUGUGCGCGGUUGCCGUUAACUACAUCCAAGCUGGCAUCCCCAAAUGCUGCGUUUCAAUCCAAAAUGACAUCCCCCUGCGAGCCCUGCUGCAGGUGCAGAGGUGGGAGCUUCAGAGCAGCAGUGGAGCCUGUGACAUCGACGCACUCGUCCUCCGUGUGAAAAACGUGCAGAGGCCUAUUUGUGCUCAUCCCAAAGUGAAAAGGCUUUUGAUGCGCAUUCAGAAACGGAGAAGACGCAGCCAUCCCAAGGACACCAACUGA
Messenger RNA from Knipowitschia caucasica, 375 nucleotides. Lineage: Eukaryota; Metazoa; Chordata; Actinopteri; Gobiiformes; Gobiidae. The record is from the annotation of a GenBank genome assembly.